CCGUCCUUGCCUGGGCUUUUUUUUUUUUUUCUUUUUCCACCACUUGAUCCUCGGCUCCUAUAUUUAGCUCGUCCCAGGGUGCUAUUUCGACUUUGCAACGGCCGUCGUUUAUAAGUCCCUGGCUCGCCACUCCCCCCCUUUUUUUCCCUCCUCCUGCUUGGUCCAAACUUGUUAAAUUAGUUUAGCUUAGUUAGCGCCACAAACAAAAGACCCAACAACUUUUCCUUUCUUUCUUCUCUCCCACUCCCUCCUUUUUUAAAGUGCCACAAGCACUUUCCCUUUCCUCCUUAAAAUAAACCAACCGAACCCUGCUGAAGAAGGAAGUGUUGUGAAAACAUCCCCCCCCUCCCCAGCUGUAGUUUUCAUCCAUACGUAUAUCAUAAACAACACACGUAUCUUUCUCUGGACCUUGGGCGGAGGGGGCAGAGAACCAGAGGGCGUGUGGACGGACCGCCCGUUUGAGACCGGCCGAAGGAGCCAUGGGGCGAGCGGAGGAGCUGAUCCGGACGGCCAAAAAGUUGGAUAAGAUGGUGUCUAGGAAGAACACGGUAAGGAAGGAGCUCUGGACCUCUUGAAGAAACUGAAUAGCUGCACCAUGAGCAUUGAGCUGCUACAGAGUACCAAGAUUGGUGUGGCUGUCAACACAGUGCGUAAGCAUUGCUCGGACAAGGAAGUGGUGGCACUGGCUAAACUCCUUAUCAAAAACUGGAAGAGGUUAUUAGAAUCAUCCGGGACACAGAAAGGGAAGAAAGAGAAAGAGAUAGCUGUCUCUGGUUGGAAAGCUGAAGGGCCACUUUCCAACUCUGUGGAUGUCUGCAAAAGUCCUGAUGGAAAGCAGAAAGACAGGAAAUUGAAUCAAUCCAGUUCACAUGAAAUCAUGCUGAAGAGCAGUUCUUCCUUGAUCUCCAAAUCAGACAGAGACCCCAAAGACGCUUCUACUUCCCAAAAGUCACACUUGGAGCUCAAAAAAGAGAGGAGGGACUCCAAAGAUUCAAGAUCUUCCAGCUCUACUUCUAGUUCCUCUACUUCCUCUCCCAAGAGACUGUCGGUGGACAGUAGGAGAACCUCUACCAGCUCCAACCCAUCAACCUCGCCUCCUGGAUCUCAUAAAAACAAAGAGGAUAGCAAAGAUGAAAGAUCAAAUGACAAAUCUCGAACUGAGGUGCCCAGGAUGCCAGCCAGCCCUGUCACGCCAACAUUUGGAACUUCUGUCUGCUUCUUGCCCUCGUGCUAUUUGACUGGAGACUCCAUUAGGGACAAGUGUAUUGAGAUGGUCUCUGCAGCUCUGAAAAUGGAUGACGAUUACAAACAAUUUGCGGUCAACUGUGAUAAGAUGGCAGCCGAGAUUGAAGAUCAUAUCUACCAAGAACUGAAAAGCACAGAUAUGAAAUACCGGAACCGAGUGAGGAGCAGAAUUAGCAACCUGAAGGACCCCAAGAAUCCUGGUUUGCGGCGCAAUGUGUUGUGCGGAAGCAUCCCGCCAGCCCUAAUUGCAAAGAUGACGGCAGAGGAAAUGGCUAGUGAUGAACUGAAGGAGCUAAGAAACGCCAUGACCCAAGAAGCAAUCCGAGAGCAUCAGAUGGCAAAGACAGGAGGUACUGCCACUGACCUCUUCCAGUGCGGAAAAUGCAAGAAAAAGAACUGCACUUAUAAUCAGGUGCAAACCCGGAGUGCCGAUGAGCCCAUGACGACUUUCGUGCUCUGUAAUGAGUGUGGCAAUCGCUGGAAGUUCUGCUGAUGCUCUUUGCACCCAUAUGCCAGCGCCACGAAGAUGUUGUACCUGUUGCAGCCGAAGAGAUAAGAAAACCUUUGAACUGUCCAGCUGAUGAAAUAAAAGCAGGGAAAGAAAAACAGCCUGCAAAGGUUGAAAUGCUGACAUUUCAACCCCCACCCCAUCAGAUAUCUCUUUCUUUUAAAAAAAACGCAGUCGGUUUGAAUGACUUUCUUAAAUGGAAUCCUAUCUUCGUACUCAGGUGAUAUAUUGGUGCCCUCACCGAGAGGGCUGUGUGUGUUCUGCAGUUACAUUAUGCAAAGGCAGACAUUAACACUGAGCAUAGAAGAAGGCCAACAGAUUGUGGGUUGCUCCCUGCUUUUGUUUGGGGAGAUGUAAAAUUUUCCAUUCUUAAGGCUGCAAAGAUUGGUUUGGCAGUGCAUGCGUGGGCAAUGUCCAGUGAAGUCUCCCAAGCAGAGAAAGUUUCUGAUGUCCUGAGCACAUGGGUUUGGAAGGCCCGGCUCCAGUGAUCAACAGCUUAUUUGAAUCACAAAGUGUAGUUUGUUGAGGCAAAUUGAAAGUAACGUUUAAAAUCAGCUACUAUAACGGCAAGGGAGGAAAGAAGGAUGGGAUGUAUGCAGUUCUGACUCGGUAAUUAGGUGUCAAAAACUAUAAAUAGAGGUAGCAUCUAAUACAGGGGUGUCGAACUCAAGGCCCGUGGGCUGGAUUCGGCCCACAGGGUGCUUAGAUCAAGCCCGCGGUGCAGAGCCACCCUGCAAACAGUGAGGAACUGGCCCGCAGUGCCUCUACCAGCAAAAAUGGGCUCCUGAACUCUGUUUCCGGCUACGACGGCCUCCUGCAACAGGCUCCUGAGCUAAGUUUCUGGCUGCGACAGCCUCCUGCAACCCUCUGCCAACUGGCAGAGGGUUGCAGGAGGCUGUCGCAGCCGGAAACAUUCGGGAGCCCGUUUUCACUGGCAGAGCACCCAACACGAGUGAGAUCAAGCUGGCCAUGCCUAACCUGGCCACACCCACCCCAGCCCCCCAAGGUCAAACACAACCCUGGUGUGGCCCUCAAUGAAAUUGAGUUUGACACCCCUGAUCUAGUAGAAGAUUCAUAGAGGUACAACCUUUAAUUGGCUGGAUUGUUUGAUCCCCUUGGCAUUUCCAUCCAUUCUUUAGCUCAACAGUGAGCCCAAAACCCGUUUUAUUUAUUUGGCUAAGUUUGGGAUGUAUUUUUUGGGCAAGAGUGGUCACCUAAUGUCAAGAAGGAGACCUUUAAUGGAAAGACCAUCAGCCCAAGUACUUCCUCUUCCCAUUUUUUUUUUUUUUUGACUCUAUGCUCUCGGCUACCAAUUUUGUUUUGUUUCCUAUCCUGUGACUUUUGCAGAGGCUAAAUCAAAGCUUUGAUCCUUUGGUGUUGGCACUGUCACUCCAAAUUCUUCCAAAGCUGCCUUCUUGGAAUCCUUUAUAGGAGGUGAUUGUUACAGGUUGAAAUCUGCAUGUAAAUAUGCUUCCUAGCCUCAAGAGAUGACACAGCUCGUUUCCUUCCUGCUCCUUUUUCACUGUAAAGACAGAAUCAAAUAAUAACAAAUUAACCAUGAUAGAUUCAGGGUCAUCCAAGUACACUGAGAAGCUAGUUUUGAAUAGGCAACUGUUGCAAUACCUAUUUUAGAAAAGGAUGUCAGUCACUGAUACAUUAUGAAUCCUCCUUCAGUGGAUUUGGUGAUGGAUCUGUGGCUAAUUUCAUCUACUUCUCUACCUUGGUUGCUAUGUGGGCUUGUAGAAUUGCCCUAGUUAGCAUGGCUAUUCUGGAUCCAUGUUUCUGGAGGGCAGUUAAAUUGGGGUAAGAUAGACAUUUUUUUUUGGUAGGGAGAGAACUAGGUCUGAGAAGCAGCCCUGGUAGAUGUGUUGGGGAUGUAAAAUCAUUCAAAAUGGCAGAUAAUUCCCCCCUUACAGUUUUUCUAUUAAAUUAUCCAGGAUUUUCAAAACGAAUCCUGCUAGGUUGUUUAGGAUGUUGGAGUUUCCUCAACUUCCACCUCUCCCUAGGAGGAACAGAAGUAGUAAUGAAAUGUGUACAGCUAUUGCAUGAUGAGGAAUUUCCUCUUUUGUUACUUUAAUGUUUCUUUUUCUCUUAUUUUCAAAUGACUUUGUGCCAUGCAGAGCAAGUACUAGAAUUGUCCAAAGCAGAUGCCCAACGGAAAGAAAUAAAACUGAAUCCUCACCUGUCA
Molecule: messenger RNA, 3941 nt
Organism: Pantherophis guttatus
Lineage: Eukaryota; Metazoa; Chordata; Lepidosauria; Squamata; Colubridae
Source: RefSeq, a predicted model, not a curated record